AUGGUAUCAUUUAUUACAAAUAGAUUAGCUAGUGGUUUUACUACUUUAAACAAAACUGGAUUAAUUUCAAGUUUAAAUAACUCAACCAAUGGUAGAUUAUCAAUCCUUAGACAUUAUUCAGCCUAUCAAAAGAAUCUUAGAAAUAUUGGUAUCUCAGCACAUAUUGAUUCAGGUAAAACUACUUUAACUGAACGUAUUCUUUAUUACACUGGUCGUAUUAAGGAAAUUCACGAAGUUAGAGGUAAAGAUGGUGUUGGCGCUAAAAUGGAUUCUAUGGAUUUAGAACGUGAAAAAGGUAUUACUAUUCAAUCUGCCGCCACUUAUUGUAAAUGGGGUGAAAAUCACAUCAAUAUUAUUGAUACACCAGGUCACGUCGAUUUCACAAUUGAAGUAGAAAGAGCUCUUCGUGUUUUAGAUGGUGCAGUUUUAGUUAUGUGUGGUGUCAGUGGUGUCCAAUCUCAAACCAUUACUGUAGAUCGUCAAAUGAGAAGAUAUAACGUUCCACGUCUUGUUUUCAUUAAUAAAUUAGAUAGACUUGGUGCCAACCCAUGGAAUGUCAUUGAACAACUCAAAAAGAAACUUAAUCUUAACGCUGUUGCUCUUCAAAUCCCAAUUGGUAAAGAAGCAAACUUAGAAGAUAUUCCAUCAGGUUUAGCCGAAUUUGCUAGAGAAAAGAAAAUCGAAUUAGUUGAAACUAUUGCAAAUGUCGAUGAUCAAUUAGGUGAAUGGAUUAUUGAAAACGAUUUCCCAACUAAUAUGCCAGAUGAAGCCUUAUUAAAUGAAGCAAUUCGUAGAACUACUAUUGCUCGUACAGUUGUACCAGUUUGUAUGGGUUCAGCUUUCAAAAACACUGGUGUUCAACCAUUAUUAGAUUCAGUUAUUAAAUUCUUACCAUCACCAACAGAUAGAAAGAUUGUUGCUCUUGAUACCUCUGUUAAAGAUAAAGAAACUGAAGUUGAACUUUAUACUGACCCAAAGAAACCAUUUGUUGGUUUAGCUUUCAAAUUAGAAGAAGGUCGUUUCGGUCAAUUAACAUAUAUUAGAGUUUAUCAAGGUACCUUAAAGAGAGGUGAUAUGAUCAAAAAUGUAAAUUUAAAUAAAACAAUUAAAGUUCCACGUUUAGUUAGAAUGCAUGCAAAUGAAAUGGAAGAAGUACAAGAAGUAGGUGCUGGUGAAAUUUGCGCUAUGUUUGGUGUCGAUUGUUAUUCAGGUAAUACUUUUGCAAAUCAAAAUCUUUCAUACACUAUGACUUCAAUGCACGUCCCAGAGCCAGUUAUGUCUUUAUCCAUCGCACCAAAAACUAAAGAUGGUCAAGCUAAUUUCAGCAAAGCUCUUAGCAAAUUCCAAAAAGAAGAUCCAACUUUCAGAGUUGAAUCAGAUCAAGAUUCAGGUCAAAUUAUUAUCUCUGGUAUGGGUGAACUCCAUUUAGAAAUUUACGUUGAACGUAUGAAGAGAGAAUACAAUGUAGAAACUGUCGUUGGUAAGCCAUUAGUAGCUUACCGUGAAACUAUUCAAAAUAGAGGUGACUAUUCAUUCACUCACAAGAAACAAACUGGUGGUCAAGGUCAAUACGCUAAAAUGAUUGGUUAUGCUGAACCACAAGAAAAUAUGGAAAACGAAUUUGUUAAUGAUGUCGUUGGUACUGCCAUUCCACCAAACUUUGUUGAAGCUAUUAGAAAAGGUUUCAAUGAUUCAAUUACUAAAGGUCCAUUAAUUGGUCAUCCAGUUGUUGGUGUUAAAUUUGUUGUUAAUGAUGGUGCUACUCACAGUGUCGAUUCUAGUGAGUUAGCUUUCAGAAUUGCUACCGCUGGUGCUUUCAGAGAAGCCUUUGACGAAGGUACUCCAAGUAUUCUCGAACCAAUUAUGAAGGUAGAAGUUGCCAUCCCAUUAGAGUUCCAAGGUCCAGUUAUUUCAGGUAUUAAUCGUAGAAAGGGUGCUAUCACAAAUACUACAUCACAAGGUGAAUCAGUUACUUUCGAAUGUGAAGUUCCAUUAAAUAAUAUGUUUGGUUACUCUACUGAACUCCGUUCAAUGACUCAAGGUAAAGGUGAAUUUUCAAUGGAAUACUUAAAACACAACCAAGUCUCACGUGAACUUUUCAAUACUCUUACUGAAGAAUUCAAAAAGAAGAGAGAAGAAGGUAAUAAAUAA
Dictyostelium purpureum is the source of this 2151-nucleotide messenger RNA. RefSeq lists its product as uncharacterized. Lineage: Eukaryota; Evosea; Eumycetozoa; Dictyosteliales; Dictyosteliaceae. Gene Ontology annotation, biological process: mitochondrial translational elongation. Gene Ontology annotation, cellular component: mitochondrion. The coding region runs from base 1 to 2151 and encodes 716 amino acids. The transcript is spliced from 2 exons. Gene Ontology annotation, molecular function: translation elongation factor activity; GTPase activity; GTP binding. The record is from RefSeq and is a predicted model, not a curated record.